This is a messenger RNA of Scatophagus argus, 2579 nucleotides long. RefSeq lists its product as uncharacterized. Lineage: Eukaryota; Metazoa; Chordata; Actinopteri; Scatophagidae. The record is from RefSeq and is a predicted model, not a curated record. The transcript has 14 exons. The coding region runs from base 122 to 2206 and encodes 694 amino acids.
UGUAUCCCCACCCACAUUUUACAGGGAGGCUACUUAAAAUCUGUCCAAAGAAAUUUUGUGAAAGGUGUUAAAUCUCUUUGUAAUCAGCUUCAAUUCUGUGGUAUGCGGUACCAUCUACAAGAUGUCUGGAUUUAGCCAUUUACUCCUGAGCUUUUGUAUUCUAGGUUACAUUUUCUGCAGUUCUAAUGCUUGGAAUGUUAAGAUGCAAAGGAAUAUCAAAGGAUUGGUGGGUUCCUGCCUUGUCAUCCCUUGCAGUUUUGACUACUAUCAGCAUCCACCUCCCAACCCCAAUCGUGUGGUUUGGUACCAGUAUGUGAGCAAUGGUUAUCCUUUGGUUUAUGACAACCGGCAUCCAAAUUCUGUCAUUGACAUAUUUAAAGGAAAAACAUCUAGAGUAUAUAUUGAUACAUAUGGCAAGCAAUGCAGUCUAAAAAUCUACCCAGUUCAAUGGUCCCACCACAGACAGAAGAUUUACCCCUGGGUAGAUCCAGAGAAUGUUGGGAGAGGCACCUAUCGAUUCUUUGAUACAACUGUAACAAUUGAAGUCUCAGACAGGGCAGCGAAACCGAAUAUUAGAAUCUCUGGAGAGAUGAAAGUUGGACAGUCUGUGACAGUGCAAUGCACUGUUUAUCACACUUGCCCCACUAAUCCACCCACUCUGAGUCUCAACAUCCCACGGCAACACCACAGUGUAAUUCAUAGUGUAAUUUCUGGUACCACUUUCAAAACUACCUUGACAGAUACAAUGGAAAUAGUGAGAGACCUCCAAACUGUGGAGUGCUCUGUCCGGCACACUGGUGGUAUCACUGCAAGAGCCUCUAAAACCUUAAAUGCAGAAUGCUCCUUUUUUCCUUUGACUAUCCAAUCGCCAUCUGAUGAAUUUCUUGAGGGAGAGGCAAGGAAGGUGACCUGCAUGGUCUCAUACACAUGUGCAAAAGAUUUGCCAAGCCUCACAUGGAACUACGGUAGUAUGCCAGCUUCAACUGAUAUCAAGAAAAGUGCAAAUACUCGUUUUACUGCUGUCUCCACACUGACAUUCACAGCAUCAGCUAACGACAAUGGAAGGUCUCUGACGUGCUAUGCACAAUUCAAUGAUGGUCAGAGGCUGGAAGCGAGCAGGACUCUACGUGUAAAGAGACAUAUGCUCUCUCGUGGUUGGUCCUUCACCACCCCUGGAAGCAUCAGAGGCAUGAGAGGCUCAUGUAUCAUCAUUCCUUGCAGAUUCAAUUACAGUAUUGCCCAACCUGCUGACCUCCAAGUUAUAUGGUACUUGUUCCAGAGCAAUGGAUACUCACCUAUAUAUGACAAAAGACAGACUGUUAUUAGUAAAUUUACAGGAAUAACCAGCUUGACUGGAUCUGCGCUGGAGUGGAAUUGUAGUCUUAAGAUUGAGAAACUGAAGAUGUCACACAACCUGGACAGACUUUUCCCUUGGAUAGACAAGAACCCUAUUACCUCCUACCACACCCAGGAGAACACAUUUUAUGACAAAACCACUCAACUUAUUAUUUCUGAACAUGCACAGGAACCACAGCUUAGCCUCACUAUUGUUCCCAGAGUAGGGGAGAAGAGCCGAGUGUCUUGCAAUGUGCGCCAUACAUGUAUCUCUGGGCCCCCCACUCUGACCAUAAGUGGUAUAAAUGGAAAUGACCACACUAUGGACACUCUGGUAUCUGAAGGGAUUUGGGAAAGGAAAGUAGAGCGAACUUGGCCUGUCAAAGAGGAGGACCAGACUGUGAAGUGUACUGUAAGCUAUCAUGGUGGUCAGACAGCUACAAGUGAACUCAGGCUGAAUGCUGAAUGCCCAUAUGAAGAAAUCAAAAUGAGUGAAUGGCCAGGAGAAGUAAUGGAAGGUGUGGCAAAGAGCGUAAUUUGUUCACUGUCCUACGUGUGCAAGAAAAAAAGACCAACUAUCGUGUGGAACUACAAAAACAUGCCUAGUUCCUUUUUCAUCGAAACAAUCAGCAACAAUAAAUAUAAAGCAGUAUCAAAUUUAACCUUUAUUGGCUCUCUUGAGGAUGAUGGUAAUUCUUUGAAUUGCACCGCUCACUUUGUCACUGGUGAGACCUCAGACUCUGCAACCAUUCACGUAAGAAGAUACGAGGAACCAGUCGAAGUAUUAGAUUCGCAGGAAACCGACAGUGGUUGUACGUCUUUAUGCCCUCAAAAAUCAUCUUGCUGCCAUGUUAUCUCACAAGUGAAUUGAUUUCUGGCAAGCUGGCAAAAUGCGAGGAAAUCCAGGACGUCAUUCUGGGACAGAUUUUCAAGACGCCAACACAACACUGCAGAUCUCAGUGUCGGCUAUUUAAACAAUACCACCAUGGUGAACCAGUCCAAACCACGCUUUCCAUCCCCGAAGCAUAACCAGAGACCUCCUCGCUCUGUCUGGCCUGAGGAUUGCGUAUACGGCAACAUCUGAGUUCUUGGUCAUGUUCUUGUCAUGGAAAGAUCACGUGCUCCCAGAACCAUGCUCCUAUUCAUACAUGUGUUGUGUAGUGCAUUUAUGUUUGUGAUGAAAAAUAUGGAUUAGCUGGUGCUUAACUGAAUUUGUGCAUCUUUUAAAUAAACACAAUAAUUUU